AUGACUGGAGAAACUGGUUUGGCGGCCAUUCGCCUUCCGACCGUCGCCGAGAUUGAGGCUGCGACGGGACUCAUAAGCACGCCAGACGCAUCCGACAAAGUGGUCCGGGUGAAUGAGCAUUUCGCAGUGAAAAUGGGUCACGGCGUAACACUCAUCGAGGCCGAAAAUAUGAGGUUUCUUGCAGCAAACAGCAAAGUUCCAGUCCCAAAAGUCUACGCCGCCUUUCGGGACCCCGACACCAAGAAGACUUAUAAUGUGAUGCAAUAUCUCCCUGGCGAUACCCUUCAAACCAUAUUGCCAUCCCUUGAGCUGGCUGAGAAAUCUAUAAUAUGUAAACUCAUUAAGAACGCGAUAACAGAAUUACGCAGUAUACCACCGCCAGAUUACUUCGGGAUGUUGAAUCGCCAGCCUUAUCUUGACGGGGUGUUCUGGACUAAGGGUCUAGAUCCUAAAAUAUCGGAUCAUAUGGUUAAUCGGACUCUGAACGGCCAUCGCAUUGUUUUCACUCACGGUGACCUUCAACCGAAAAAUAUUAUGGUUGAAAGGCUCGAAGAUUGCGGCGGAGGCCUGGAAUUCAAGAUCACUCUACUAGACUGGGAAAGCGCUGGGUGGUAUCCAGAAUUCUGGGAUUUCUGCAACGCUACAAUUGCAUGUAGGUUCAAACCGGACUGGCUUGAACUUGUGCCUGAUAUACUGGACCAAUACCCUGUGGAAUUUCUCAUGAUGCAGGUGGUAUAUGCCUCCGUGUUCUACUAG
Messenger RNA from Aspergillus sclerotioniger CBS 115572, 756 nucleotides. Its product is annotated as aminoglycoside phosphotransferase family protein. Bases 1 to 756 code for a protein of 251 amino acids. The record is from RefSeq and is a predicted model, not a curated record. The transcript has 3 exons. Lineage: Eukaryota; Fungi; Ascomycota; Eurotiomycetes; Eurotiales; Aspergillaceae.